This is a messenger RNA of Gekko japonicus, 1017 nucleotides long. Its product is annotated as olfactory receptor 6X1-like. The record is from RefSeq and is a predicted model, not a curated record. Gene Ontology annotation, cellular component: membrane. The transcript has a single exon. Gene Ontology annotation, biological process: G protein-coupled receptor signaling pathway. The coding region runs from base 1 to 1017 and encodes 338 amino acids. Lineage: Eukaryota; Metazoa; Chordata; Lepidosauria; Squamata; Gekkonidae. Gene Ontology annotation, molecular function: olfactory receptor activity; G protein-coupled receptor activity.
AUGGAGGUGGGCAAUGGAACAUUCAUCACUGAGUUUGUUCUUCUGGGAUUUCCUGAACUUCACAGAAUAAGGAUGGCAUUUUUUGCUCUUGUUCUUCUGAUGUACCUCAUUUCAGUUUUGGGCAACUGUUUAAUCAUCACGGUAGUCUUGAUGGAACCCAAACUCCACAUGCCCAUGUAUUUCUUCCUCAGCAACUUUUCCUUGGGUGAACUCUGGACCACCACAGUAGUGGUGCCGAAGAUGCUAACCAACAUUGCCUUGGACCAAAACACCAUCUGCUUCACAUGCUGUAUGGCACAGAUCUAUAUUGCUUUUUCAGUGGGAGCCACACAGUUCUUCAACCUCACUGUCAUAACGUUUGACCGCUACACAGCCAUCUGCAAACCUUUUCUAUAUAAUGCCAAGAUGACAAAUAGAUUCUGCUUGUCUCUUUCAUUGCUGACUUGGUUCGGCGGGUUUACAAUUAACUUUUUUCAGGCUAUUGUUGUUUGGGCUUAUCCAUUCUGUAGGCACAAUGUCAUUGAUCACUUCUUCUGUGAUGCUGGACCUGUUUUUAAACUAGCUUGUGCUGACACAACUUUGAUGGAGCUCAUUGGUGUCAUUUAUGGGGCCAUUGUUAUGUGGGGUUCAUUUUUCUUCACACUGGUUUCUUAUGCCUGCAUUAUAGCCACCAUAGUCCGGAUCCCAUCUGCCAGUGGGCAAUCAAAAGCCUUUUCCACAUGCUCUUCCCAUCUCACUGUUGUCGGCAUCCUCUAUGGGGCAUCACUUUUUAUGUACCUCCGACCAUCAACCCAAGGUGACACCCGAAUCAACAAAGUGUUGUACUUUGUUACCAUAGUGGUUAUGCCCACCAUAACCCCUUUUAUCUUCACAAUCAGGAACAAAGACUUCAAAACAGCUGCAAAUAAAUUACUGAGUGCAAUGAGCCAAAUCCCUUCGUUUGCUUUUGUGAAGAUAAUGAAGCAACAGAAGCCUUUGAAGAAAAUGUAUCCCAUGUUCUCAAGAACUGUGACAUAA